Molecule: messenger RNA, 2929 nt
Organism: Salmo salar (Atlantic salmon)
Lineage: Eukaryota; Metazoa; Chordata; Actinopteri; Salmoniformes; Salmonidae
Gene: pmela
Product: premelanosome protein a
Biological process (GO): melanosome organization
Cellular component (GO): plasma membrane; melanosome
Source: RefSeq, a predicted model, not a curated record
GAGUGGGAGGGGCUGGUUUGUAGACUUCCUAUGAUGUCAGAGGUAAGAGGCAAGUUUAUGGUAAUUUAUCGUCCAAGACUCUUUUAUAGGGAAUCGGACAUCCUACCACAAAUCUCUCCAGGUGGUGUGUUGUUGUUGGGUUUUUAAGACUAGGACGAGGGUUAGGAACUGGGCAAAGAAGGACACACACAACCACGCACAAUGAAGACUGUACUGAUAGUACUAGUGUUGGCUCUCUUGUCAGCAGCUUUUGGAGCAAAGCCUAAAACACGUUUUACACGCUACCGCUCAUGGAACUCAGGGAUAUAUCCAGUGUGGAAAGAUGGGGACUCCCGAUACAGAGACUGUUGGAUUGGUGGAGAAGUUACAUUCGAUGUGAAAAAUGAUGCACCCACCCUGACUGGCGCAAAGGCAACCUUUAACAUCGACCUUCGCUUCCCAUCAAACCAGACAGUGCUUCCUGAUGGACAGGUGGUGUGGGCGCGUAACUGCACUGUCAAUGGAACACAGUACCGUCAGGGUCAGGCUGUGUAUCCCGACCAGGUCUCUGGUCCUUCAGGAGAGUACAGCGGAGUCUUUCCUGAUGGCACCCCCUUCACUGGGACCGCAGACAGGAAACCACACUACGUGUUUGUGUGGAAGACAUGGGGACGUUACUGGCAAGUGGCGGAUGGGACCUCCUCCUCUCUCACCAUCGGCACGGACAAUGUGCCCCUGGGCUCUUACAACAUGGAGGUAGUCAUCUACCACUGUCGUGGCAAGGACAAGUUCAUCCCUCUGGGCUACGCCUCCACAACCUUCUCCAUCACAGACCAGAUCCCCUUCGCAGUGUCGCUGACUCAAAUUAAUGAUGUGAACGAGGCUGACCAGAGCUUCAUCCAGAAUCGGGCCAUUGCCUUUAGCAUCAGCCUCCACGACCCCAGCCAGUACCUCAGCGCCUCAGACGUCACCUUUAACUGGGACUUUGGUGACAACAGUGGCACCCUCAUCUCCAGGGAGCACCAGGUCACACAUACAUACCUCAACACCGGCACAUACAGGCCUCAGGUGGUCCUGAUGGCAAGCAUCCCCAACGGCUGUGACACACCUGCAGACCCCACCGCUGCCAGCCCCACUGUGAUGCCUAUGAAUCCCUCCGGUGCUCCUGCCGUUGUUGUGGUGGUCUCUACCCCAAGGGCAGCUCCAGCUGACAUCGCCCUGGAUGUGCCCGCCUCUGACGUUGCCCCUGCUGAGACUGCAGACACAGAUGCAGCUGCAGCCGCAGAGGGAGUCGAGGUGGUUGCCUCAGCAGCAGAUGAUCCAGCCGUCAUCCCAGCAACAGAGGACCCUGCCUCUGUCCCUGCAGUAGAAGCCGAUGCCACAGCAGAAGACACGGCUGCUGCAGCCAUUGAGGUCCCUGCCCCUGUCCCAGCUGUGGAGGGAGCCACAGCUGCCCCCGUCGCCCCAGCAACUGAAGAGGUAGCUGCUGUUGAUGCUGAUGCAGCUGCAGCUGCCGAAACAGCCGUGGUAGAAGCAACGGCUGCAGAUGUGCCUGCCAUCGACGCUGCUCCUUCAGUUGCUCCAGUUGCAGAGGGAGAAGAGGCAACAGUGGACCUGGCGGCCACAGUCCUCCCAGAGGUCCCAGCUGUAGCCACCGUUACACCCGUGGAGGAGGCAACCGCAGUUGCCGAUGCUGAGGUGGUGGCUGAGGUUGCGGCUGCAACAGAGGUGGCCCAGGUCGAGACGGUGGCCCCUGCUGCCAACGUCAUUGUUCCUGCCGCCACGGAGGCUGCAGCUGUGGUGGAGGUGGUGCCAGCUGAACUUGCUCUUGAGGCCGAGGCAGAGCUAGAAGCAGAGGUCGUAGAGACAGUGAUUGAGGUUGCAGCUGAUGCCACUGCAGCGCCAGCAGCAGUGAGUGCUCCAGUGGAGAGUGAGGUAGCAGCAGAGGCUGAGAUAGAGGCAAACACAGAGACACAGGUGGCUCUUGUUGUGGCUAAAAGACAGGCUCCUGAACUUACAGCGGCUGACAACUGUAUGAUAUACCGCUAUGGCUCCUUCUCGACCGCUGUGGACGUUGUCCAGGGUAUUGAGAGUGUGGAGAUCACCCAGGUGGCCAAUGUGGUGUCUCUGGCCACUGAGGUGGUGCAGAAUGCUGUGGACCUGACCAUCACCUGCCAGGGGAGCCUUCCCAAUGAAGUGUGCACCAUCAUCUCGGACGCAGACUGCAUCACACCUGUGGAGACCAUCUGUAACAACGUGACACCCUCCCCAGAUUGUCAGAUGAUCCUUCGCCAGUUCUUCAACGACUCUGGAGUGUUCUGCAUCAACGUGUCCCUGACCAAUGAUGUUAGUCUGGCUGUGGCCAGUGCUAAAGUUAGUGUGACUGUGGGCUCCAACUCCUCCCCAGCAGGCACUGUGGCCGCGGUUCUGGGUGUCAUGGUCCUUGUCUGUGUUGCUGGUGCCAUCGCUUUGACCUACAAGAGGUUUAACCAAUACCGUCCACUGAGGGAGGACUCAACUGGAGGCAUCAUGGGAAGCUCUGGAAACACGUCUGUGCCGAUGCUGCUGUGGAACCUUCUGAGCCGACAGUCACCAGGAGAAAGAAGCCCACUGCUUCAGGGAAGGGUGGUGUGAAAACUCAUAACCAUCUGCACUGAUAAAGCACACACUCAUGCAUGCAUGUUAACACUUAAAUAUCACUCAGACACACACAUCCACUCAGUAAAUCUGAAAUACGCAUAUACAUGUUAACACAUUGCAGACUCAGACACACACAGCCACCCUAAUGCAGAGACAAAAUGCAACAAGAACAAGCAGUUGUAUUCUGUAUUGUUACACUGAAAGAAACUUUAAUAAAAACUAUAAUGUAUUAGAAAUGUAUACGUUUUCAACACAGAACAAAAAAGAAACCCCAAAAGCCAAAAUAAAUGUGUUUGUUUCUGCCGUUGCA